Thunnus maccoyii (southern bluefin tuna) is the source of this 2779-nucleotide messenger RNA. RefSeq names its product P2Y purinoceptor 2-like. The record is from RefSeq and is a predicted model, not a curated record. Gene Ontology annotation, cellular component: plasma membrane. The transcript has 5 exons. Bases 618 to 1658 code for a protein of 346 amino acids. Gene Ontology annotation, molecular function: G protein-coupled UTP receptor activity; A1 adenosine receptor binding. Gene Ontology annotation, biological process: G protein-coupled receptor signaling pathway. NCBI's taxonomy places the organism in Eukaryota, Metazoa, Chordata, Actinopteri, Scombriformes, Scombridae.
GGCUAUGACUCUCUUGUCUCUGUCCGUCUCUAACAUCUUUGAUCUACAUCAGAGCCUCAGGCCCAACUGCUUGUGCAUUGCUUGCAGGCUACAGCUUGUCAGACAGGCACACACCUCAACAGGUUUUUCACCCACUCAUGUACCUAAGUACACAUUCAGCCUUAGACAACAUACUUACAUGCACAUACCGAAUCUACUCAUAAGAAUGAGGAUACAUUGCACAGGAUGGUCAGCACAGGACAGUCUAUAAAAGGCGAUAGCGUUCAUGCAGACUGCGAAAUUGUGAGUAAUUUCAUACGUUUUAGAGGUUUGCCUCUAGCACAGAUUACAUUACUGCUGAAUUGUUAGUAACACGGUGCACAGUUUGAUAUGGCAUGCACACAGCAGGUUAGAGGAACUCGGGGGACUACAGAAGGGGCCGCUCUGUUUCUGGUCUGUUAUCUAUUAAAUUCAACUUGCAGCUGUUUUGAAGAAAGAAAAGGAGACAGAGAGGGGGAAAGGGCUACCGAGACGCAAUGUUUUUGACAAACAGAAAAACAAUGUCAAAGAGAGGAGAAAAGAGAUCGCCAUAGGUUAACUCAUCAGUGAACUGAGAAACAAGUGUUCUUGAAACCAAGAUGGCCAGCUUUGACAACAACAAGACCAACCCAACCAAUGUCAGUGCCUUCUACUGUCAAUUUAAUGAAGAUUUUAAAUAUAUUCUGCUUCCUGUCAGCUAUGCCCUGGUCUUUGUGAUGGGUCUGGGGCUGAACGCCACAGCGCUGUUUGUGAUUGUGUUCCGCACUAAGCGCUGGAAUCCCUCCACGAUCUACAUGUUCAACCUGACGAUGUGUGACACACUCUACAUCCUCACUCUGCCCUUCCUCAUCUAUUACUAUGCCGAUGAGAAUGACUGGCCCUUCAGUGAACCGUUCUGCAAGAUUAUACGCUUCCUGUUUUAUUCCAACUUAUAUGGGUCCAUUCUGUUCCUGUCCUGUAUCAGUCUGCAUCGGUUUGUUGGCAUCUGCUAUCCAGUCCGCUCCCUCAGCUGGGUCAGUGCUCGCCGGGCCAGGCUGGUUUCUGUGGCAGUGUGGUCCUGUGUUUUACUCUGCCAGGCACCUGUUCUCUACUUCUCAAGAACGAAGGAUGUGGCCACAGAGAGGAUUUGCUACGACACCACCAGCCCAGAGCACUUUGACGAUUUCCUGGUAUAUAGCUCAAUCGUGUCAGUGCUCAUGUUUGCCCUUCCCUUCAUGGUGGUGAUGGUGUGCUAUGGCCUCAUGGUGAGGAAGCUUCUUGAGCCUGGCUGGGGGUCUGAAGGGGGAGCUGAGGGUGAGAGAGGACGACUGUCAGCCCACCGUUCCAAGCAGAAGUCAGUGAAGAUGAUCAUCAUCGUGCUGGCAACGUUCAUGCUAUGUUUCCUGCCUUUCCACCUCACCAGGAGUCUUUACUACUCUUUUAGAUACCUAAGGCAGAUCAAUCCGGCACAGAUCAGCUGUAGUUUGCUAGAGGCCUCCAGUGUGGCCUACAAGGUGACCCGUCCAUUGGCCAGUGCCAACAGCUGUCUGGACCCCAUCCUUUACUUCCUGGCUGGGCAGGAAGCCCGCAGUAACAUCACCAAGUUCACCAUCACCAAGAAAGCUAAAAGUGUGACCAAAUCCUUGACAACAGAACUUUGAACCAAUCCUUAAAACGAUCUUGGUAAAAAGGCACAAGGUUGUGGGAGCAUUAGUGCCAGUUGUGUCCAGCAGAUGCAACAUCUGCUUCAAGAGUUCACUUUUAAAUGUUAAAUGUUCGCCAGUUGUGUGUUUGGAAAGCACAAAACUUCUGAGGGUUGGAGUCUCUCUUUGAAGAAGCGAAUGUGUUAAUAAGUAAGACUUAAACCUUACAUAUUUCGGUGACAGUAGUUUGUAGUCUUUAUUUAGAAAUUUCCAGUGCAAAAUCUACUGAAGGGCUGAGUUGUGUCAAGUACAGUCACUGCAUUCAGAUUUCCAUCAUUAACCAGUUCAAGUGCACAUACAGGUUUGACCAGAUGUAAGACUCACACUCAAACAAACCUUCAGUCAUACACAAUGGCUAAAUCAUGUAGAUUACUGACUUAAGGCAUUUAAAUGAUUUCUACAAAUCAAAAUAUUUUGUUAUGUUUGAAAAGCUAGAAUGUAUUGAAAGAAAUAAACUACACAGUGCUCUACAGCUUCAUCAGCUGCAACUGGACAAGCGUCUGAUGUUUGUAUGUUUUUAUUCUGACAAUCUGAUAGGAAGUUUUCAUCAGCUCACCUUCCUCUGAAUUUUAUGUCUUGUUUAGGCUUGUUUUGAAUGUCCUGGAGUUUGUGUGUGUGUCUGUGUGUCAAAUUGUGUCCCAAAAUGUGAAGGAAGUAAAAAUGAUGAUUCUGAAAAUAUAACAGUGAUGAUACUAUUUUCAUAUACCAUGCAUGAUUUUCUUAGUUUAAAUGCCAUAAUCUGUGUCAAGAAUUAGAUUCAUAAGGUAUAUUUCUUGCAUGAUGGCUGUCUGAAUGAAAGAAAGCCUGACUAUCAUUCUUCAAGACACUUCCUUAAGAAAGCAGGUGUAAUGUAGCUUUUGUUUAUCUUUAUUCUGUUUGUCAGGCCGGAUUAACCUGUUAGCAUGCUCCCGGGCAAAAGAUUGUUAUUGACUCCACAGUCAUUCUAGUAUCUUUUUGUCUUCUUGGUACGAUCUGCAGCUUUACUGUUUUGGCUCACGUUUACUGUUCACUCAUCACUGUCAUUCCACACACAGCAAGUAGCUGUUUUCAGCAUGCGGAGUUCCCCAAGGCUCCUUUCU